Messenger RNA from Quercus lobata, 4290 nucleotides. Its product is annotated as protein FAR1-RELATED SEQUENCE 5-like. The transcript has 4 exons. The record is from RefSeq and is a predicted model, not a curated record. Bases 197 to 811 code for a protein of 204 amino acids. Lineage: Eukaryota; Viridiplantae; Streptophyta; Magnoliopsida; Fagales; Fagaceae.
AAAAAAAAAAAAAAGUUUUUCUGCACAAACUUACAACAGUUUCGAGAACUCAAUUGCCUACGUGAACACUGGAGUCUGGAGUGGACAGUGGAUUUCCCAGAACAGGGAAAGAAUCUUGUGAACUGAAACUUUCCUCACUGUAGAGAGAGAGAGAGAGAGUGGAGGGCAUCAUCAUCAUCAUGAUGAGAAGGAAGCUAUGCUGGAAAUACUGAAGAGGCAUAUCAAGAAAAAGAGAAUGAUUUCAGAUUCUGCUGAGAUGGAACUUGAUGUGGACUUGGACAGCAAGAUAAUAGAUUGCUCAAUUGGAAGGGAGAUUUGUGUUACCGAGGCUGGAGAAAUGCUUGAUUUAUAUGAGGGGAGAGAGUUAGGUAUACAUGAAAUAGAUAAUAAUGUGGAACCUUAUGUUGGGAUGGAGUUUGAAUCUGAAGAGGCAGCUAUGAUGUAUUAUGAUGCAUAUGCUAAGUGUUUGGGCUUCAUUAUCAGAGUUGGUAAUUGCCAUCGUUCAGGUCGUGAAGGAUCAGUUAUCAGUCGAAGGUUUCUUUGUAACAAAGAAGGUUUCCGUGUUAAUAAUAACAAGACAAGAAAUACAAGAAGUCUCGAAGUGAGGAAGCCAAGGCAGAUUACUAGGGAGGGUUGCAAGGCUAUGAUUAUGGUGAGGAAAGAGAAGACAGGAAAAUGGGUUGUCACAAAGCUUGAAACAAAACAUAAUCACCCAAUGGGGAUAUCUGUUGGCAAGGGUCGUAGGUGUACAGUUCAGGCCAGACCGCAGGUCCUUAUGAACGCGGCAGAAAAUGUUUUUUGCUUCCUUUGAGAAGGGCCCCUGAAAUCUUCAGUGGGUUUGAAGAAUUUGAGUGAAAAGUAGGCCAGAUUUUCAACUGAUUCACAACGAGUAAUUCCCUACUAGCUUUGUAGCUUGAAAGGGGCCAUCAUAUAUAAUUGUCAUUAUUGGUGCACCACAUUCCAUUUAAACUUUUUUCUAGAUUUGGGGAGUAAGUUUAAACAAAGCUUUAUUUCCAACUCGCAAUUCCUACAAUCAUUCUCUCUUAUUAGCAUACUCUUUCAUGCUCUCUUAUUAGCAUAAUAAUUCAUGCAUUGUUUCUUGUGAAGCUAACUCAAGCUUCCAGUAGUAAUUCCUUCUUGGACUGGAUAUACCUAUACUCUGCGAAGCACUUUCAUCAGUUCACUGCACUGCCACUGAUGGAGAGUAAGUGGCUACUUGGCUGGUUGCCAAUGUACUGGCACUCAUCCUGGUUGAGGAUCAAUGUAUGUUGUAGAAAAAAGGCACUGGAUCCAAUAGAUUUGUCCAAUUAUUAUGAGUUGCAACCCAAUUGUUAUAGGUAUUUCCUGUAAAAAUAUGCACUCAAUUUGGCCAUCUGUCCGAGGGUGAUUGGCAGUAGAGAACUUUAACUUUAAACCCAUCAGUUAACGAGUGCAGUCCAAAGUUCUCCAAUAAUUUGAGUUUCUUGGUCAUGCACAAUGUCCUCUCACAACCUAAAGUACUUUACAAGCAGUGUGGUGAAAUCCAGAAAAUGCCUUCAAGGAAUUAAGGUUUCCAAACUGAUGAGGUGCAUGGCUUCAUAAGACAUUUGCCUCAGUGAGGCAAGGCAUCAACUUUUAUCUUGGACGCCUAUGCAUUUAAAAUUUAAACAAUAUCAACUGUUAUCUCUGUAUUUAAAUGAUAACGGGCUAUAUAUGGACAAGGCGCGUCACCCAUGAAGGCGAGAAUUAAAAGAGAAGUAAAAAAAUAAAUUUAUAUGGUGAUACCCUUCUGUAUCUAGUGCUGCACCAGGUGCUUUUUUGCGUUUUCUUGCCCUUUGCAGAGAUUGUUCAUAAUGUAGAUUUAAUGUGAAGGGGUUUUGGACUUGGAAGUUUGUAUACCGGGCAUGAUGUUUCAUGGAGUAUGUCUCUGGAGAGAUAUAAGGACAGCUGAGAUUUCUUUUCUAGGUUCUAAACUUUUAAGAUUUAGGAUAGUAAUCCAGACUGUUUUCAGCAAUGUGUUUGGUCUGGGAAGUUAUGAAGUCUUUCUUUGUUAUUCUGCUCAAUAUCAACGAGGAUGAUGCUUUUGCUUCCCAGUUGUUUGCAUGGUGUCAACUUUAUUGCAGUCAUAUCCUUAUAAGAUUUUUUUAUGACUAGGAAUUGGAUUAUCUCUGUGAGCUUUAUGUAUUUUUCUAGGGGCUAGGGAGAGGGCAAGGGGAUGGAUGAGGUGACCUGGACUUUAUAAAUAGGAAUCAACAAUUUGUGGUUGUCCCUUUUACAUGGUUUAGAGGGCUCCAGUUUUCCGUGGAAGUUUCUGCUCAUGGGGUCCCUUCAAAGGUUUUCUUUCUGGUCCUGUGUCCCUGGUUGUACUACCCACAAACACCAAAAUUUCUUAUCUACUAAACCUUAUUUAGAGAAGAUACUCGCUUUUUAGUUGCUGCAGAAUCCAUCAAGAGGCAGUGAGUCAGUGAAUUGGCUUGGUACCUUCAAAUCUUAAUUUAUUAUUUAUGAGGGAUAUUUUUUUAAUCCAAAUUUAUGAGGUGCUUGCUGGUCUGGAUUAUUUGGCCUGAUACUUGAUCUUAUGGAUGAUUUUGUCUGUAUGGAAAAAAUGAAAUAGUCUGACUUCUAGGCUGGAUUUGGUCCUUGUGAAUGAAGUAAGUAGUUUGUCGUUUGAAGAGAUGUAAGUUUUCCUUGCAACUAUAUUUUUAUUCACUUUUCACUUUCAUGGAUGAUAGACUUUUUCUUUGCUGUUUCUCCUUUUUUAGAUCACAUUGAUUGCUUAGGUGUUGUUUGUUAUUGCUCCAUAAAAUACAAAGAAAAGGAAUACUUUUUUCCAACCAUUCUAAAAGGACUUUCCGUUGAAGAUCUGUUUGGUAAUGAGUUAGAAAGUCCUAGGUUAUGCAACUUUGUUAGAAUUUCAUCUUAUGAAAGCAGGGUAGGAGAAAUCUUCUAGGAACUCGUGUGCUGGAAGCACCCAGAUAUUCUAAUAAAAAUUUCUUCUUUGACUUGUAAGUCCAUUUUUUCUUAUUUAUUGUGCCAAUUGGGCCAGAAUUAAAUCAAAGCACUCAAGAAGGUAUCAAUAAAGUAAGUAUCAUGCUUCAAAUUUCACAAUGCUGCAUACCAACAGGGGUGUUCAAAAGUAUUUUAGCGUUUCCAUGUGUUACUCCACUGGAAAUAUGUGAAUUGUCUCUUUGUUUACUCUUGGAGUCAGGAAUGGCAUCAUGGGAAACAUGGUUUAAUAUUUUUUGAGAGCAUUUCUCUUGAUUAUAAUUUUACCUCUAGCAAUUUUCCUUUCUUGCCUGUAUUAGGAAAUUUACACCAGCAGAGGAAAAAAAGGGAUAGGUAGAUAAAACAGAUGGUUUUCUAACUCUCAAGGCUCCUAAACCUUAUUUCUUAUUUUCUUGUCAUAACUAAUGCAUUAAAAUGUGAUUGGUUCCCAAUAAGAAGAUUGGGAUGUUUUCUAUAUUUGUUACUUCAUAAGCCUUGAGUAAAUUUUUAUGACUUUUUUGUUCACUGUAGAAUUAACAGUGAGCAUGUCUGAGCUUCAUUAUCAAUGUUAAGUCAUUCAAAACAAUUAGUAGUGGCUUUUGGCAUAUCAGUUUUCUGCCAUAUAUCCUCAUAUGUAAGAAAAGGAAUGAUGCGUUUUUGGAGGAGGGGGAACAAAAAAUACCCUCAUUUCAGCUUUGUUUACAUGGAAACCAUUUGCUUGCAAAUAGUUUUUACAAUCUUUUUGGUGUAUUUUAUUUUUUUUAUAUGUAAAAUUUUGGAAAUUGUAUUUUAAUAUGUUCAGCAGAAGUACAUUCUGUUGUGGCCCUUUGAGUGUUUAAGAAAAGUGUCUGACACUGAUUAAAAUAGGCUGCCUUCCACAGAGGCAGAGCAAGAGCUACAUUGUCAUCAAUGAGGGCAAUUGCUCCUACUGAAGUUAGAAAAACUUUUAGGUUCAUAUAAAUAUAAUUUAAGAUUAUUUUUCUUAAGUGCCACCUACUUAAAAAAAUUGUGUUAAAGAACAAAAAAAGAUUUAAAACAGAAAAUUGAUGUGGGUGAAGGAGAGGAAAACCCUACUAUCUAAAUAUCAAAUAUUUAAUAACAUUUGACCAUGCAAGUUUUUUUGUUGUGUUGCCAAUUUGAUUUUAAAUGUUUAUAUGUUUGGCAUUUUUAUUGUACUGGUUGGUUGAUGACUAUUUAUUUAAUAUAGUUGUGAGCAAUGUGCAUUUGUCAUAAGACUAGCAAUUAUACUCUUACUGAAAAGUUGGAUGUUUAUAUGUCAUAAUUCAUAUGAGUUCUUAGAAAAAUGAAUACUAUUAUUUAUUAUAA